AUGAAAUUAAAAUAUUUGAAUGGAAUUGUAAGCCCUUCGGACGAGAUUGCCUGUGCCGGAGCACUUUGUUUUUCCCCUAAUGGACGUAAACUAGCUGUUUGUACAUUGGAUAGACACGUGUUAUUGUUUGAUGAUAAAUUCCGAAGAAGAGAUAAAUUUGCAACGAAACCGGUUGAUUCGAAGUAUGGAAAGACUGGCUAUUUAAUAAAAAGUGCUUCAUUCUCUCCUGAUUCAAAUAAAUUAGCUAUUGGCCAGACUGAUGAUAUUGUAUUUGUUUAUAAAUUGGGUGAAAAUUGGGACGAGAAGAAAGUAAUUUGUAAUAAAUUUGCACAAUCCUCUUCAUGUGUUGCACUUAUAUGGCCAAGUGAGAGCAAAUUAAUUAUUGGUCUGUUAGAUGGAAAAAUUCGUCAGGCAUCCACAAAUUCAAAUAAAUGUUCUACUCUUUAUAAAGCUUCUGAUGGUGCAAGUGUUUGUGCAAUCGCUCAACAUCCAAACAAAAGGUCAUUUUUAUCUGGUCAUGAAGAUGGUUCAAUGUUUUUGUAUUCAUUUGAUUCGCGAUCUCAUAUUCGUGUUUGUGUACAUACUUGUGCGCCUUAUGCUCUUAUUCUCUCGCAAGUAGGCAUUUUGGCAGCUGGGUCUGAUCGUCGAUUAGUCUCUUAUACAGAAAAUGGACGUCUUCUCCAACAAUUUGAUUAUAGCAGAGAGCCUUACUUGGAAAAAGAAUUUUCUGUGGCAACUUUGGAUACGAGUGGAUUAAAUGCCGUUUUUGGGACUUUUGAUAGAUUUCAUUUAAUGUCUUGGAGUCAAAGAAGAGGUGCUUGGGAUGAAGGAGGUGUUCUAAAUAUUCGAAAUUUAUAUACAAUAAAAUCGCUUGCUUGGAAAUCUGAUGGAUCAAUUUUGGCUUGUUCAAAUAUGUUAGGGGCUGUUAUUGCAAUUGAUUGUUCUAUGAAGGAUUUACAAUUACCAAGUGAGAAUAUUGAUGAAGAUAAUGGUAAAAAAGAAGAAGAAAAUAUUAAAUUAAAACAAAGAAAUGAUACAAACGAUUCUGGAAUGGUUUUACGUUCAAAAAUUGGAGCAGAAUUGGGAGAAGUGAGAAUAAUGGGAAGAGAGCAAAGAUAUGCUAUUGUUUAUACUCCAAGUACUUUAAUACUGGCUGAUAUCUGGACAGGAUUGAGCUCAGAAAUUUCAUGGCAAUCUGGAGGAAAUGAAAAAUUUUAUUUGGACAAUGAAAAUGUUGCUUUUAUUGUAAAUGCUGGUGAAAUUAAUUUUGUAGAAUAUGGGCAAGAUGAAUUAGCUGGUUGGAUAAGAACAGAAAGAGCAAAUCCACACCAAAUUAGUGUUAGAAUACGUCGAUCAAAACAAAAUAGUAAAGAAAUGAUUGAAGAUGUAAGAAGAGUUGCUUAUUUAUUGGACGUUCGAACAAUUAGCAUUAUUGAUAUGGCUAAAAAUAAUCAAAUUGGACAUAUUCAACAUAAUAUUGCUAUUGAUUGGCUUGAGUUAAAUGAGAGAGCCACAAAACUCUUAUUUCGCGAUAUUCGCUCAGCUCUUCAUUUAUUCUCUUUGGAAACAAAACAAACAGUUCAUUUAAUUGGGCAUUGUUCUUAUGUUCAAUGGGUGCCUCAAAGUGAUGUUGUUGUUGCUCAAUCAAAUUCUCAGCUUUGUGUUUGGUAUAAUACAGAUGAAAAUACAGACAGAGUUAAUCAAUUCCCAAUUCUUGGUGAUGUUGAAAUGGUAGCGAGGGAUGCGUCAAGAACUGAAGUUAUUGUUAUGGAAAAUAAUACAAGGGUCGCUUAUGAAUUGGAUAGUGCAAUGAUUGAAUUUAGUUCUGCGCUAGAUGAACUCGAUUUAGGUCGUGCUGUUCUCUUUUUGGAACGGUCUGAACAACGAGGAAUUGGAGUGCAAGCAUUAUGGAGAAAAUUAGCUGAUGUUGCUCUUGAGCAUUCACAUCUUUUUGUUGCUCAAAGAUGCUUUGCUAGUCUAAAUGAUCUAGUUCGAGUUCAAUUUUUACAAGAGACACUUCUGAGAGCUGAAAGUCAAUUUGGAAUGCCUCUUGACUCUCAAGCAUUAUCAGAACAUUUUGAAGUACAAUCAAGACUUGCAAUGAUGACAAAACAAUUUAAACGGGCUGAACGAAUUUUGCUUGAAAAUAAUGCAAUUACUGAAGCAAUAGACAUGUGGAAAAGAAUUGGAGAUUGGGAGAGUGCUAUUCAAUUAGCUAAAGCUAUGAAUUACUCAGAAAUCGAUUCACUCCAAGCCCAAUAUGAACAAUAUUUGAAUGAAACUGGUCAAAAGGAUAAAGCUGCAGAGCUAAAAAUGCGUGAUGGUGAUAGUCGUGCAGCUCUAGAACUCUUUUUGAGAGCAAAUCAACCUUCCCAAGCAGUUCAAUUAUUGCUUGACAAUCACCAACUUCUUUCACAAUUGAAGACUAGUGAACUUGGGAAUGAAGAAGAGGACGAUGAGGAAGAAAGUAAUGGAAUAAUUGGACAAAUAAUUCAAAGUUUGCAGCAGCAGGAAAUUUUUGAUAAGCUCGGUGAUUUAUACGAAGCAUUGGAAAAGCCAGAAAAAGCUAUGGACGCCUACAACAAUGGAAAUUUUUAUGGAAAAGCAAUCCAGAUUGCUCGAAUUCAUUUCCCUGAGGGUGUGAUUCAAUUAGAAGAAAAUUGGGGUGAUUGGCUUUAUUCUCAGGGAAAUUAUCACUUGGCAGCUACACAUUUUCUCGAAUCUGGGAACACUCUUCGUGCAAUUGAUGCUUCAAUACUUGCCAAGGAAUGGGACAAAGCAUUGGAUAUGUUAAAAUCAAUAGAAUCAACACCCGAAACAACGCCAUUUUAUGAAAAGAUUGCACAUAACUUUGAGUUGACUGGUGAAUUAGAGAAAGCUGAAUCUCUUUAUACUCUUUCUGGCAAAUUUGCUGAAGCUGUAGAAAUGUAUAACAAAGCAGGAAAUUGGGCUAAAGCUUUUAAGUUGGCAGCAGACUUCUUUGGACUCGAAGAAAGUCGACAACUUUAUAGUGAUAAAGCAGCUCAAUUGGCAGAGCAACGACGUUUUAAUGAUGCUGAAGAGCUUUAUGUUGCACUUGGUGCACCUGAUCAAGCAAUUGCUAUGUACAAACAAGCUGAUCGUACCGAUGAUAUGAUGCGUUUAAUGGCCAUUUAUUAUUCUGGAGAAGUUACGACCGCACAAAGGCGUUUAGCUGAAGAAUUUGAACAAAAAGGAGAUUUACGUGCAGCAGAAGAACAAUAUAUGCUUGCUGGGGACUGGGCAGCUGCUAUAGAUAUGUAUCAACAAGCUGGACAGUGGGCUGAUGCUCAUCGAUUGGCAAAAGCGAGUGGAGGUGAAAGGGCGCAUAAACAGAUCUCUUAUUUAUGGGCAAAGAGUUUAGGAGGAGAUGCAGCUGUUAAAUUGUUGCUUCGACAUGAAUUGUUAGAUGAAGCUAUAAAUAUUUCUGUGACUAAAAGUGAUUUUGACUUUGCCUUCGAAUUAUGCCGUCUUGGAGCAGGUCAUCGAUUACAAUUUGUUCAACAAAAAUAUGCAGAACACUUGGAAGAUGAAGGGGAACUUGAUAAAGCUGAGGAGCAAUAUUUGCUUGCAGGGAAAGCACGUGAAGCAGUUAUUAUGCGAAUACAUAACCGAAAUUGGGAAGCAGCUGAACGAAUUGCACAGGAGCAAUGCCCAGAAGAAUUGCCUGAAUUAUUUGUUCAACGAGCUCGAGAUGCUAUUGAAAAUCGAGAUUUUGCCGUCGCCGAGAGUUAUUUACUACGUGCAAAUCGUCCAGAUAUUAUUUUGGCAUUUUAUCGAGAAUCAGCUAUCUGGCAAGAAGCAUUGCGUAUUGCAAGAGAUUAUUUGCCUGAUGAAUUACAAAAAUGCCAGGUUUUUUUAAAAUUGUUGAAGAAAAUUAUUUUAAAAUUCAAGUCUGACUAUGAAGAAUAUCAACUUCUUUCGGGUGCAAAAGGUGCGCAUUCAUUAAUAGCCCAAGCAAAGGAAUGGGAACGACAAAGCGAAUAUCGUCGAGCUGUUGAUUGUUGGAUGAGAGUUGAUGGAUUAACGCAAGACCAACAAAUUGUUUCGCAAUCAUUGGCUAAGGCAGCAGAAUUAAUAGUUAAAUUUUUGGCUGAUUCAGACGAAGAAUCAAUGGAUUUGCUUACACAAGUUGGACAACGUCAAAUGGCUUUACGCCAAUUUCUUGCUGCUGGUGAAACUUUUUUGCUUGCUGAUAAGCCAGUGGAUUCAAUCAAGGCUUUACUAGAAGGGCAUGAAUGGGCAAAGGCGAAACGGGUAGCUGAACAGCUUGCCCCGGAACUGGAGCAACACGUUGAUGAAACGUAUCGGGAAUUCCUUCGCACACACGGACGUAUAGGUGAACUUAUUGACGUUGAUGUUGUUAGUGCAAUUGAUAUGCUUGUUCAAUCCGGCAAUUGGGAGAAGGCUUUAAAUACUGCUAAACAACAAAAGCAUCGACCUCUUCUAGACAAAUAUUUAGCUGCAUAUUCAACAGAAUUACUUGCGAAUGAACAAUUUGAACAAAUUUUGGAUAUUUUCCGAAAAUAUGGAGCUUCAUUCAACCCACAAUUGUUGCCCAUUUAUGAUACUUUAGUUGAUAAGCUUUUAAAUGCACGUCCAAAUAAUAUUAAUUACGAAACAAUUGCAACUUUGCGUGAUUUAUUGCUAGAAAUAUUUCAACAAAUGACAGAACAGACAGAUUCAACAACAGCAACAGAUGAAGUUACUGCUCAAUCAAUUCAACAUUUUGAAAGAUGCCUUUUUGCUACUCAUUUCAUAGCAUUUCAAAAAGCUUUGGAUCUUGUGGUUGAGCAACAGGAGCAAAAACAAAAAUCUACUACACACCAAACAAUGGAUGGUUCUAUUUCUACAAUUAAUGAAGAAUUGAAUGUAUUAAGACUUCGAUUGGGCAUUGCUAUUCUGAGAUAUAUUGAACCAAUACGACCAGAUAAAGCAUUUUAUGAUGCUGGAAGUGCUUGCAAGUUCUGGGGUGGCACAGAUUACGAAAAUAUGACCUUCCUUUUGUUCAACCAUCUUUUGGAUAUUUUGGAUGCAAUUGAUGAAGAUGAUCCUAAUUUGGUGGAUAAUGGGCUUUUUGAAGGAACAGAUAUACCUACAAGUUAUGCCCUUCCAAUGAAUAAAUAUUUGAGUGUAUCAGAACAAGAAGAAGUCAAAGAAUGGGUUUUAGCCAUUUCUGUUGGACGUCAAAAUAUAGAAAAACAAUUGAAAUUGGAUAAAGAACGUGAAAGUUAUGAAGCUAGUUCAAUCGAUUCCCUUGGAGAUGAUUACCCGAUUUGUGUUAUUUCAGGUUAUCCUGUAUUAGAUGAAGGUCAUCAAUUAGGCGGCGGAAGAGUGGCAACACACCAAGCAAGGGCCACAUUUACUGCUUUGGCUAAACAAAACCCAACUGACGAGCUUUUUGAUAUACAACAGUUUUUGGCAAAAUGGGCCGGUGUUUCUAAUUGA
Molecule: messenger RNA, 5466 nt
Organism: Meloidogyne enterolobii
Lineage: Eukaryota; Metazoa; Nematoda; Chromadorea; Rhabditida; Meloidogynidae
Source: the annotation of a GenBank genome assembly